Messenger RNA from Echinops telfairi (small Madagascar hedgehog), 1623 nucleotides. It is a transcript of the gene ZNF707, whose product is annotated as zinc finger protein 707. NCBI's taxonomy places the organism in Eukaryota, Metazoa, Chordata, Mammalia, Afrosoricida, Tenrecidae. Gene Ontology annotation, molecular function: DNA-binding transcription factor activity, RNA polymerase II-specific; RNA polymerase II transcription regulatory region sequence-specific DNA binding. The record is from RefSeq and is a predicted model, not a curated record. The coding region runs from base 1 to 1404 and encodes 467 amino acids. The transcript has 7 exons. Gene Ontology annotation, cellular component: nucleus. Gene Ontology annotation, biological process: regulation of transcription by RNA polymerase II.
AUGGCAAUAAGUGGCUUGGAGGAGGACAUGGCCAAGUCCCAUGCUCCGUGGGACAGGAGGACAGUCCUGUUUCUGUUCCACAGUCUCCAGCCGGAUGAGGCCAAGCUCCUCGCGCGCUCGCACGAGCGUGUCCUGCGCCCGCGCUCGCCGCGGGGCACGCGUCCGCCCCAGCUGCCCCGGCGACCCCGGCUCUCCCCCGGACGCCUUCCCCCCAGUGGACUGGUGGCUCCCAGAGACAGCCUGCAGACAUCUCUCAUGGCUGUGCCCCAGGUGACCUUCAAGGACGUGGUUAUACGCUUCUCCAGGGAGGAAUGGGCGUAUCUGGACGCAGCCCAGCGCGCCCUCUACCGAGAUGUGAUGCUGGAGAACUUCAGGACCCUGGAAGCACUGGGCUUCUGUAGGCGGCGGCCACACCUCGUCUUGUGUCUGGAGCUCUGGGCAGAGCCGUGGGCAGAGGCAGAGAAGUGCGCAGCACACCUGCUCUUUCCAGCAGGGACCGGGACCCUUCACCACCAGGCGAGAUGCCUCCGCCAGCCGCCGUCUACUGCCAGGAGUGGCCCUGCACUGGCAGGAGUCAGCAAGGCGGCCGCAGGUGGGACAGGCGAGGUUCUGAGCCUGGGCCCUGGGCAGCCGCAGGGGAGCGGUGCAGGCAAGCCUACGUACAUUUGUGACACUUGUGGGAAGGUGCUGAGCAGCCUUGGCCAGCUCGCCACCCAUGAGACGGUGCACACAGGUGCCAAGUCUCUGGAGUGCCGCGUGUGUGGCCAGGCCUUCCGCUGGACGUCCAACCUGCUGCGGCACCAGCAGAACCACACGGACUACAAGCCCUUCCGCUGCGAGCAGUGUGGCCUGGCUUUCCGCCUGCAGGGCCGCCUGACGCAGCACCGCAAGGUGCACUCGGAGCUGCGGCCCUACCUCUGCGGCGCCUGCGGCCAGGCCUUCAAGCAGCGCUCCAACCUGCUGCGCCACCAGCUGGUGCACAGCGGCAAGCGGCCCUUUGCCUGCGGCGUCUGUGGCCAGGCCUUCCGCACCAAGGAGGGCCUGGUGCAGCACGGCCGGCUGCACAGCGGUGAAAAGCCCUACACGUGUGCCGAGUGCGGCAAGGCCUACCGCUUCGCCAAGGGCUUCAGCAUCCAUCAGCGGCUGCACCGUGCUCCACGCCACUUCCCCUGCACCCUCUGCGGGAAGGCCUUCCGCCACCUCGGCUUCUUCAUGCGCCACCAGAGGACCCACGGGGCCCCAGAGGACCCUGGGGCAGCAUUUCCUUCUGGUGGUGGAAGUCCGGCCAUUGGUGUGGGCAGGACGGCAGGACUGGGUGGGAGUGGGCAGAAAUUGAACAGCGAGUCGGAGACCACCGAGCCCAGUGCAGCUGUGGGGCACAGCGGCCACCAGCGUUACUGGUGACGUGAUGGGCGAGCUGUGGGCCGCGGGGCUGCAAAUGUGCCCCUGCCUGCAGGCGGUUCUGGGCGUUGGUGUGUGGGAUGAGAUGGGAGUGAGCAAGAAGCCUUCUGUGGUGGUAGAUGACGUUUUUGGGAUUUGUGGUGAUAAAAUCCUAAUAAAAAGGAGAAAGCCCAGGGAGAACAGUGUGGCUCCUGGCUGGAGCAAGGUGGGCUGUAUUUGAAA